CGUGCCGGUGGGGCUGGGACUCUUAUAUUAUUAAGUUAAUUAUACACCGCCAGUAUUUGGGCGAAUUUUCGAAGUAAAUGGCCCCCGUUACAAACAUUAACCAAAAUUAGGGCGCCUCAAUCAAAGAGGGCUACUGGCGAUUCACUACUGGGAAUGAAGGCCAAGGCAAGGUGCACGACAGAUUUAAUGGCAUGUCCGAGGCCCUUAAAAGGACAAUUCCAAACCAUCUAUGUGAUAACCUCGAUAUCGUUAUAGUCGGUAUAAGCCCUGGUCUCUUUGCGGCAUACAAGGGACAUCACUACGCUGGACCCGGAAAUCGUUUCUGGAAGUGCCUGUACUUGGCUGAACUCACGCAGGAGCAAAUGAGCGCGGAUGAGGAUCACAAGCUGCUUAAUCACGGCAUUGGCUUUACAAAUAUGGUGGCGCGUGCCACAAAAGGCUCGGCUGACUUGACCAGAAAAGAAAUCAAGGAGGGAAGCCGAAUUUUGCUCGAAAAACGGCAAAGAUUCCGCCCCAAAGUUGCCGUUUUCAAUGGCAAACUGAUAUUCGAGGUCUUCUCGGGUAAAAAGGAAUUUCACUUUGGUCGUCAACCUGAUCGUGUCGAUGGCACUGACACUUACAUUUGGGUGAUGCCCUCAUCAUCAGCACGAUGCGCUCAGCUGCCACGCGCCGCAGAUAAAGUUCCCUACUAUGCGGCGCUAAAGAAGUUUCGUGACUUUCUGAAUGGUCUUAUACCCAACAUUGAUGAGUCGGAGUGCGUAUUCACAGAUCAGCGCAUACGUCAAUGCAGUGAGCAGCAGCAGCAGCACAUAUAAGACCUAUUGUGCCAUCUCCUAACAAUGUAAAUGAACGUGGAACGUUUGCAUAUACUGGCGGUGAUAAUACCAUAAGAAAUGUUCCAAACACCACUACCA
Molecule: messenger RNA, 914 nt
Organism: Drosophila obscura
Lineage: Eukaryota; Metazoa; Arthropoda; Insecta; Diptera; Drosophilidae
Product: G/T mismatch-specific thymine DNA glycosylase-like
Exons: 3
Coding region: 192-815 (207 amino acids)
Biological process (GO): base-excision repair, AP site formation
Cellular component (GO): nucleus
Molecular function (GO): mismatch base pair DNA N-glycosylase activity
Source: RefSeq, a predicted model, not a curated record